Messenger RNA from Folsomia candida, 4733 nucleotides. RefSeq names its product gonadotropin-releasing hormone receptor. Gene Ontology annotation, molecular function: peptide binding; vasopressin receptor activity; adipokinetic hormone receptor activity. The transcript has 13 exons. The record is from RefSeq and is a predicted model, not a curated record. NCBI's taxonomy places the organism in Eukaryota, Metazoa, Arthropoda, Collembola, Entomobryomorpha, Isotomidae. Gene Ontology annotation, biological process: G protein-coupled receptor signaling pathway. Gene Ontology annotation, cellular component: membrane. The coding region runs from base 1661 to 3457 and encodes 598 amino acids.
GUAGCUUUGCAAAGAUCUCACGGCUUCACAAUUUCCACAAGUUAAUUUCUCGGAUGGCAGGGAGAGAAGUCUCGGAACUGGGCGAAGAACAGGCUUCCAAGCGUCGCAGUGAGACAGAGCAGGAGCAAGAACGACCAGAGGACAAAACGAGGGGAUUUGGGGCGCUUUGAGCCAGUCGUCGUCGAGCAGGAGUCGCCAGUUGGAGAAAGUUGAUUCACUUUGAGAACGAGGGCUCGAGUGCCUCCCACGCUCACGCACAUCACAUCAAAUGAAGACCAUAAAAACACCACCACCGCCGACCCCGACUAUCUCCUUGCCACACUCCAAUCUCCACUAAUUAAUUUACUGAACUCGGUGCAACUGUGAGUUACAUAACCAAAUUACAUCUCUAAAUUAACGUCCAAUUACCUGCAAAUUGAAAUCUGCUUUGACGUGGUCAUCGGGGUUGACUGGAGGAAACUGAGAUUUUGUAUUAAUCACAAUUUUCCUCCAUCCCCGGUUUUCAAUAAGUGAUUGACAUUUACAUAACGAGACGAGUUAACACCUUCUCAACCAAAGCUGGGAUUUGGGGAUAACUGUUUUGGUGAUAAACACUUUAAUUCAAAAUAUCCUUUCGUCCAUGUGCGGUGCUAAUUUUCAACACUAAUUACAUUGCCCUUUCGAGCUUGAGACAAGUCAUUUUCUCGAUAGAAAGCGGCGCUCCGAAAAGCUGUUACAUUUCAAUUAAAUUAAAGGUGACUUCUUUGCUACUCUUGUCUUUUUGAAGCAAAAUUUGAAGUUUGUUUGAGUAACAUGCUUGACGGACCGGAAAUUAAAGUGUCGCACUACUGCUGCGUCUAAAUCUAGGAAUCUGACCAAAUUGAAUAAAUCCAGUGAGCCUGACAUAACUACUCUCGACACAGAAAUGCCAAUGGAACCGUGAGAAUUUUGCUGAGUGGUUGCCCAACGCUGAGAAACCUGGAAACAUCCUGAGAACUGCUCUCUCCUUCCACGACCGCAAAAUGAAGGAAGACCUUGAGUGAGACGACGAACCCUCAAAUAACCUCCUCCUCCGGAAACAACAGAACAUUUACAGACGACUCAAUUUAAUUUCGGAAAUGUCCCCAACGCCAUUCCGUUUUGGGAAAAUAUGUGGGAAUCAACCCUUGUGAACUUGUGGUCGAAUGGAAACGAAGACUAAUUUGGUGACAAUGAAAUAUCCAGCAUCAUACCAAAACUCCCACGCUUACAUUUAUCGAAGGAGGAAGUGAGGAAUGGGACAGAGUGAGCGAGUGAAAGACCUCUUGUGUAAGGACCACGGGAAGUUGAAGUAUGUAUAAUUUCCAUGAAAGUGAAACAUACCAAGUUUUGUGUAUGGGUGACAUAGAUGAAUUUUAUCAGGAUACUCCAUUUCUGAAACAUUUUCAAAUGCCAUACUGCUGAAUCUUUAUGUAUGAACACGUUGCACAAUUCCCAUGACUUUACCACAUUGGUCACCGGAUAUAAAAUCCCAUUUUAUGCCAGUCUCAUUUUAUGUCAGUGUCCGUUAGUUUGUCAAAUGAUUUGUCAUCUACCUUCUCCUACCUAAAAAAGGACAAUGUUCUUGUGAACCACCAAGUUAUACUGAACAAUAAGCUCCAUUUAGUUCACCACCAUUAACUCUAGUGUGUAAACUUCUGAAAUGUUGGGAGCAAGAAUUUCGCAACCAUUUUCGCCGCAAUCUGCAUCGACCAUAGCCAUGAUCUUACAUAACAGAACAUUUUCGCCAACCACAACCCCCACUACUUUCUCCUCGCCUACCUCCGCCGCAGAAAUCCUGCUUAGCUCUGGGCUACAGUUGGCUGCGAACAGUAAUGAUACGGGGUUUUCAUCAAAUGGAAACUCGACGACCCAAAAUGAGUUGCCGCUCGAUAUGCAGUUUAAUGACGGUCAUCUUCUUUCCGUCAUUGUCUACUCCAUCCUCAUGUUCAUCUCAGCCAUUGGGAAUUUGUCCGUUCUCAACAGUAUGAUCAAAAUUCGGAUGAAGGCGAGACUGAACCGGGUGAAUCUCCUCCUCAUGCACUUGGCCAUAGCCGACCUCUUUGUCACAUUCCUGAUGAUGCCGUUGGAGAUCGGAUGGAACAUUACAGUGUCGUGGAAGGCUGGCGAUUUCAUGUGCCGAUUCAUGUCAUUUUUUCGCACAUUUGGGCUCUUCCUUUCCGGUUUUAUUGUGAUGUGCAUCAGCUUCGACAGAUACUUCGCCGUCCUUCGACCUCUCGCAUUACCGGAAGCUAACAAAAGAGGACGGCUCAUGCUGUACUUGGCCUGGGGAGGCAGUUUUGUUUGCAGUCUUCCCCAAUCUUACGUGUUUCACCUCGAGCACCAUCCCAAAUUUACAUGGUAUUCUCAGUGUAUCACCCUCGGAACCUUUUCCACUCCAGGAGCGGAGUUAGCCUACAAUUUUUUUGGCUUCACGAUGAUGUAUGGGCUCCCGUUGGUGGUCAUCGUCUUCAGCUACGCUUCCAUUCUCUGCGAGAUUUUUAAAGUGAAUGCACUUCGAAAAAACGGCGAGGAGCUCCGACGUUCGUCCAUGGAGGCUUUAACUCGUGCCAAAGUGAGAACUUUGAAAAUGACUGUCGUGAUCGUUGCUACUUUUUUCCUUUGUUGGACACCUUACAACGUCAUGUCAUUGUGGUAUUGGUUCGAUAGAGAAAGUGCGAAAAUGGUGGAUCACCGAAUUCAAAAAGGUCUUUUCCUAUUUGCCUGCGCUAACUCGUGUUUGAAUCCUCUGAUUUAUGGAUUAUUCCACAUCCGGAGUCAUCAAAGGCGGAAAAGUGAAAUGCGGAUUCGACAAACUCUGCUCGCCAACAAUUGUCGACUGGAGCGAAUCGACAGGCCCCCGUACGGAGUUCGAGUUCGCUGGAAGCCCCGUGAUUGUCUCUGCUCUGUAGCUUCAGGAUCCAGCAGUGAUAACUCGAAGCUUCCUCCGGGUCACAUUCCCAUGGUUAAUAGAAAUCAAAACCACAACAAUCAAGGUCACAGACAUCGGCGUGGGACAAGAUCCACUGCAGUUGACAAUCUGUAUGGGAGCCAACGUCGAACGAAAACAACAAGUCUGGUGCCACUUACAUCCAGGGAGUUCAAUCGACACGUCCCCCAUACUCAAGAUGGUCUCAAAGUUCAGAAUGGUCUCAUGGUUGUCAACAAUAACCAUUUGAAUUCCACCAGCCCGACAAACACCACGUCCUUCACUCUGGGUGCCGGCAGGGGUGCGAAUAUUAAGCCAAGAAGAAAUAUUAGUAGUUUCGAUCCGGAGGAGGAAGACAGCUCUGCCCUUUGCACGCCCACUCCCCGAUUUACCCGAAAUAAUACUCUGGGUGAUGCAAGUGUAAGCAACAUUCAGCUCGUAACAAUUUCUUCACCCAUGGAAAAAAAUCACCAUCUCAACAAUAGCCUGCAGUUUGACUUGGAUUUGGAAGGAGGUGGUGGGAAUAUGUGAUAUAGAGCUAGCGUUGAAAAUUUCAUCUAGUUUUCCCCCAUACGACUGGAUAUGUACCAAUGAUGAUACCCUCAUCUCCUACCUAACGAACCCACCAACGAUUGAGACUAUGUACACAACAAUUCAAUUUGAAUUGGCCUUGCGUGUUUGAAAGAGAAUUGAUGGCUUCGUAAUGUGUACUCUGGGCGAUUCCUUGGUUUGAAUUAGACCUUGAGUCUAAAUCUCUGUCAGACAUUUCAUUAAUUAAUCAAUUUACAAGUGAAUGGUUUCAUGCUGCUUUGCCAUUUGCAAAAAUAACAGCAUAAAAUUAUACGUGUUUAGUAGUUAUACGAUAUCAAAACGACACAAUUAUCAAAGUUUAUCCUCAGAAUUGCCCGUCUUCGUACCUAUGUCCUACACACCUGGUCUAGCGAUAAGUCUAUUUACUAGGGUCAUAACUCUAAGGCACGUGCAGAAGCAGUGGGCAGUGAAUGGAGGGUAAUGUGUGUGUGGCAUAUCUAUCUGGCCGAAUUAAUCAUCCUUAGCUAGAGGUUAUACACCUUGAUUAAAUACAUGACUUAUUUUGACAGGUUCAAAUGACACUCUUCCUUCCAUAAAUACUGGGCUGCUUGGAGUAACCCAACGUAUUAAUAUUUAAUUACUCAACGCGGAAUCUGGAGUGAGCCAGAGAGGUUCCAAGUGUGUAGACACGUAUAGGUUCGACUCGAUCAUGGACCAGAUUCUGGUCCAUUUACUAAUUUGUACCCCUACUCAGCUUUUAGUGUAAUUAGAUACAUGUUUGAUCCCAUUUUGUAACAAAAUAAAUUUAUAUACUACACAAGCAGGAACCACACAUUUCAAUGAGUGAGUGAGGUUUUCGAGUUAACUAAAUAAAUUACACUUUCACAAAGAAACCACCAACAAAAUGCUCCUAGUUUGUACACUAUAGUCAUGUUAUUUUAAGUCGGGUAGUUGGUCUGUGAUGAUCGUUUUAUGAUAGUUUCGUUUCCGAUGGAUGCUCAGUAUGGGCAGCGUUAUUGCUAACAUCUAAAAAUAUUUUUAUUACGUCAUAAAAUGAACCGAUUAACGAGGAACAUUUCGGUUCAAUCCCACCAAAACUCUCUCUCUUGUUAUGUAUAUGUGGUUAGGAUGUCUGAUUGAUGUUCAUGUUUCCUGUACCUAGUCGUAUCUAAGUAUCUGUAUGGUGUUACGUGUAUAGCACAACUUUAUGUACCUGUAAAACGAAUUCAUGCCAAAAAGUAAAGUAAAUAAACAAAUUCAUUCAUGUUUUGAUCCA